Meleagris gallopavo (turkey) is the source of this 6106-nucleotide messenger RNA. RefSeq names its product dynein axonemal heavy chain 8 (gene DNAH8). Gene Ontology annotation, molecular function: minus-end-directed microtubule motor activity; dynein intermediate chain binding; dynein light intermediate chain binding. Lineage: Eukaryota; Metazoa; Chordata; Aves; Galliformes; Phasianidae. Gene Ontology annotation, biological process: microtubule-based movement. The record is from RefSeq and is a predicted model, not a curated record. Gene Ontology annotation, cellular component: axonemal dynein complex.
UCAGGUAUUAUUGGAUGUGGGUAUUUUCAUUCAUGUAGAAACUUUAGUUCUGAAGUAUCUGAUAUGGUGCAAAAAUUGGUCCCAACAGGUAGAAUAUUGUGGCAGUGGACAAAGACAAAGAUGCUGCCUACACCAUCUAAAUUCCACUAUAUCUUCAAUCUUCGAGACCUUUCUAGAAUUUGGCAAGGAAUGUUAACUAUAAAGGCAGAAGAAUGCACGAACACAACUAUCCUUCUAGCACUUUUUAAACAUGAAUGCACUAGAGUAAUUGCUGACAGAUUUAUUACUCCUGAGGAUAUAGCCUGGUUUGAUAAAACUAUUACAAAAGCAAUAGAAGAAUAUGUGGGUACGGGUGUAUCAGUUCCUCAAGCAGAGCCAUAUUUUGUUGAUUUUCUGCGGGAUGUACCUGAACCAACUGGUGAUGAACCAGAAGACUUUGUGUUUGAAGCACCAAAAAUUUAUGAGGAGAUUCCAAGCUUUGAGUUUCUUUGUGAAAAAUUGCAAAUGUAUCAAAGACAAUACAAUGAUUACAUUAGAGGAUCAUUUCUUGACUUGGUGUUUUUUAAGGAUGCAAUGACGCAUAUUAUUAAGAUUUCCCGGAUAAUUCGAACUGCAUAUGGAAAUGCUUUACUUGUUGGAGUUGGCGGUUCUGGAAAACAAAGUCUUUCAAGGUUGGCUUCCUAUAUUGCUGGCUAUAAAAUAUUUCAGAUUACUUUAACCAGAUCAUAUAACAUAAGCAAUCUGUCAGACGAUUUAAAAUUGUUGUAUAGAACAGCUGGAGCAGAGGGACAAGGCAUCACUUUUAUUUUCACUGAUAAUGAAAUAAAAGAGGAGGCAUUUUUGGAAUACAUUAAUAAUCUUCUGUCUUCAGGAGAGAUUUCUAAUUUAUUUGCUCGCGAUGAGUUGGAUGAAAUCACCCAAGGAUUAGUACCACUGAUGAAAAAAGAGAUGCCUCGGUGUCCUCCUACCUUUGAUAACCUGUAUGAGUAUUUUUUAACUCGGGCAAAGAAGAACUUGCACGUUGUCCUCUGCUUUUCUCCUGUUGGUGAGAAGUUCCGUGCACGUUCUUUGAAAUUUCCUGGUCUCAUCUCAGGGUGCACCAUGGACUGGUUCAGUCGAUGGCCUAAAGAGGCUCUUGUAGCUGUAGCCAGUUAUUUUCUUUCAGAAUUUAAUAUGGUCUGCUCUGCAUCAGUUAAAACACAAAUAGUAGAAACCAUGGCUCUCUUUCAUGAUAUAGUUUCAGAAAGCUGUGAGAAUUAUUUCCAAAGGUAUCGAAGAAGAGCUCACGUAACACCUAAAUCUUAUCUCUCUUUCAUCAAUGGCUACAAAGAUGUUUAUGCCGAAAAGUUAGCAAGUAUUAAUGAACAAGCUGAACGUAUGCAAAUUGGUCUGUCUAAGCUGAUGGAAGCCAGUGAAUCUGUUGCUAAGCUCUCUAAGGAACUGGCUGUUAAGGAAAAGGAACUUGCUGUGGCAUCUGUAAAGGCAGAUGAAGUACUAGCAGAAGUCAAAGUAAGUGCUGAAGCUGCAUCUAAAGUAAAAAACGAAGUCCAAGCUGUGAAGGAUAAAGCACAAAAAAUUGUGGAUGAAAUUGAUUUAGAAAAAAUGAAAGCAGAAAGUAAACUGGAGGCAGCAAAACCAGCCUUAGAAGAAGCAGAAGCUGCACUGAAUACAAUCAAACCAGUGGAUAUCGCUACUGUUAGAAAGCUGGCAAAACCUCCUCAUCUAAUUAUGAGGAUCAUGGACUGUUGUCUGAUACUAUUCCAAAAGCAAUUAGAUCCAGUUACCAUGGAUCCAGAAAAGCCUUGCUGCAAACCAUCAUGGGGAGAAUCAUUAAAACUUAUGAGCGGCCCGUUCUUGCAGAGUUUACAGCAAUUUCCUAAGGAUACAAUCAAUGAAGAGACAGUGGAAUUACUCCAGCCUUACUUUAACAUGGAGGACUAUACAAUGGAGAGUGGUAAAAAAGUGUGUGGCAAUGUGGCAGGUCUCCUCUCUUGGACACAAGCCAUGGCAGUGUUUUAUGGUGUUAACAGAGAUGUCUUACCUCUUAAGGCUAACUUGGCAAAACAGGAAGGCCGUCUGAAAGUAGCUAAUGCAGAAUUAGCAAAUGCUCAAGAGCAAUUGGAUGAAAAGCAAGCUGAACUGGAUAAAGUACAGGCAAAGUUUGAUGCAGCAAUGAAGGAGAAAAUGGACUUAAUGAAUGAUGCAGAAACAUGCAGAAGAAAGAUGCAAGCAGCCUCUGCACUUAUACAAGGACUGAGUGGAGAGAAAACUAGGUGGACUGAGAAAAGAAAAGAAUUUAAAUCUCAGAUUAACAGACUUGUGGGAGAUGUACUGCUUUGCACAGGUUUCCUUUCAUACUGUGGACCUUUUAAUCAAAAUUUCAGGAAUCUUUUACUUAAAGAUUUAUGGGAAACAGAGAUGAGAGCCCAUAAAAUCCCUUUUUCUGAAAGCUUGAACUUAAUUUCUAUGCUGGUAGAUCCACCAACUAUUAGUGAGUGGAAUCUUCAAGGACUACCUGGAGAUGACCUCUCAAUUCAGAAUGGUAUAAUUGUCACUAAGGCAACUAGAUAUCCCCUUUUGAUAGAUCCACAAACUCAAGGGAAAACAUGGAUUAAAAAGAAAGAACAGGAUAAUGAAUUACAGGUAACAACAUUGAAUCACAAAUAUUUCCGUACACAUCUAGAAGAUAGUCUUUCACUGGGACGAUCACUUGUGAUUGAAGAUAUAGGUGAAGAGUUGGAUCCAGUUCUUGAUAACAUACUAGAAAAGAAUUUCAUUAAAUCUGGAACUUCUUUUAAGGUGAAAGUUGGUGAUAAGGAAGUUGAAGUAAUGAGUUCCUUUAGACUAUACAUUACUACAAAGCUACCCAAUCCUGCUUUCACACCUGAAAUUAAUGCAAAAACAUCAAUUAUUGAUUUUACUGUUACAAUGAAAGGACUUGAGAAUCAGUUACUGAGAAGAGUAAUUCUUACUGAAAAACAGGAACUUGAGGCAGAACGAAUUAAACUCAUGGAAGAUGUAACUUUUAAUAAAAGAAAGAUGAAAGAACUGGAAGACAAUCUUCUAUACAAACUGAGUGCAACCAGAGGCUCACUAGUAGAUGAUGAAUCCCUAAUUGGAGUUCUGCAAAUAACUAAACAAACAGCUGCCGAAGUAAAUAAAAAGUUGUCUGUGGCAGCAGAAACUGAAGUGAAGAUUAACUCUGCUCAGGAGGAUUAUCGACCUGCUGCUACACGUGGGAGCAUUCUUUAUUUUCUUAUUACAGAAAUGAGCAUGGUCAAUAAUAUGUAUCAGACUUCACUGGCUCAGUUCUUGAAGUUAUUUGAUCAAUCCAUGGCCAGAUCUGAGAAGUCUCCUGUAUCCCAUAAAAGAAUUUCAAAUAUUAUUGAGUACCUUACCUAUGAAAUUUACACAUAUUCUGCUAGAGGCUUAUAUGAAAACCACAAGUUCCUUUUUACCCUUCUCCUGACAUUGAAAAUCGAUCUUGAGAGAGGACAUGUGAAAAACACAGAGUUCCAUGCAUUCAUUAGAGGAGGUGCAGCACUGGAUCUAAAGGCUUGCCCACCUAAACCAUUCCGCUGGAUUCUUGACAUGAUGUGGCUAAACUUAGUGGAAUUGAGUAAACUUCCAGAGUUUGCAAAAAUUUUGAAUCAGAUAACCAAUAAUGAAAAGGGAUGGAAAAAUUGGUAUGAUAAAGAUGCUCCCGAGGAAGAAAUUAUUCCUGAUGGAUAUGAUUCACUUGACACCUUCCACAGGCUUUUACUUAUCAGAUCUUGGUGUCCAGACCGGACAGUUUCCCAAGCCAGGAAAUACAUUGCAAGUUCCUUGGAUGAGAAAUAUACAGAACCUGUCAUUCUGAAUUUAGAAAAAACUUGGGAGGAAAGUGACACACGAACACCUCUGAUCUGUUUCUUGUCUAUGGGAUCUGAUCCAACUAUUCAAAUUGAUUCCUUGGCUAGGAAGCUUAAAUUGGAAUGUAGGACCAUCUCUAUGGGUCAAGGACAAGAAUACCACGCACGCAAACUCAUACAGAUGUCAAUGCAACAGGGUGGCUGGGUGUUACUACAAAAUUGUCAUCUUGGGCUGGAUUUCAUGGAUGAACUACUGGAGACACUUCUUACUGCUGAGAUACAGGAUGAGUCUUUUCGAGUUUGGAUAACUACUGAACCACACCCUAAGUUCCCAAUUACACUGCUACAGGUUUCUCUGAAGUUCACAAAUGAACCUCCCCAGGGUGUACGUGCUGGUUUAAAAAGAACAUUUUCUGGAAUUAAUCAGGAUCUGUUAGAUGUUAGCAAUAUGCCUAUGUGGAAACCUUUGCUUUACACCGUAGCAUUUCUGCAUUCUACUGUUCAGGAGCGACGAAAGUUUGGGCCUUUGGGUUGGAAUAUUCCAUAUGAAUUUAACUCAGCUGACUUUACAGCCAGCAUUCAGUUUAUACAAAAUCAUCUAGAUGAAUGUGACAUCAAGAAGGGAAUAUCAUGGAACACAGUACGCUACAUGAUUGGAGAAGUGCAAUAUGGAGGCCGAGUCACAGAUGACUUUGAUAAGCGCCUUCUUAAUUGCUUUGCAAGGGUGUGGUUUAGUGAGAAGAUGUUUGACAGCGCCUUCUGUUUUUAUACUGGAUAUAAAAUUCCAGUGUGCAAAACCCUGGACCAGUAUUUUGAAUACAUCCAGUCACUCCCUGCUGUGGACAGCCCAAAGGUCUUUGGUCUCCAUCCUAAUGCUGAUAUUACAUACCAAAGUAACACAGCAGCUGAUGUUCUAGAUACUAUUACCAAUAUUCAGCCUAAAGAAAGUGGAGCAGGACCUGGAGAAACUCGUGAAGCAAUUGUUUAUCGUUUAGCUGAAGAUAUGCUAGAGAAACUUCCACCAGAUUAUAUACCUCAUGAGGUAAAAGCUCGUUUAAUUAAAAUGGGACAACUCAACUCUAUGAAUAUUUUUCUUCGGCAAGAAAUUGACAGAAUGCAAAAAGUUAUCACAAUAGUCCGCAACAGUUUGAAUGAUCUUAAAUUAGCCAUAGAAGGGACUAUUAUUAUGAGUGAGAAUUUGAGAGAUGCACUGGAUAAUAUGUAUGAUGCUCGAAUUCCUCAAGUAUGGAAAAGAGUAUCCUGGGAUUCUUCAACACUGGGCUUCUGGUUUACUGAAUUUCUGGAAAGAAAUACUCAAUUCUCUACUUGGAUAUAUGAAGGAAGACCAAAUGUGUUUUGGAUGACUGGAUUCUUUAAUCCACAAGGAUUCCUAACAGCAAUGAGACAGGAAGCUACUCGAGCACAUAAAGGCUGGGCUUUAGAUACAGUUACAAUACACAACGAAGUGCUAAAGCAGAACAAAGAAGAAAUCACAGUACCUCCUUCUGAAGGCGUAUAUAUUCACGGGCUGUACUUGGAAGGAGCAGGCUGGGACAGAAGAAACAGUAAACUCAUUGAAUCUACACCAAAGAUGCUUUUUGUCCAGCUGCCAGUAGUACAUAUAUUUGCUGUUAAUACAACUGGUCCAAAAGAUCCUAAGCUCUAUGUUUGCCCUGUUUACAAGAAGCCCAGCAGAACAGAUCUGAACUAUAUUACAGUGAUCUAUUUAAGGACAGUAGUGCCUCCAGACCAUUGGAUAUUGAGAGGAGUGGCUCUCUUAUGUGACAUCAAGUAAAAUGUUUUUCAUAGCAGAAACAAACAAACUAAAAAAAGCAUGUAGUUAUAGUUAGAAUAUAUAACCAGUUACAUCUGUAAUUCUUCUGCUUUUUAGUUGGGGGCCAUCUGUUAUUAUACAAUAAAGCUUUCAGAGUUGGCUUAUGAAUUUUUUUCUCUUUGAAAAUUUUACCUUAAAACUAAAUUAACUAAUUGUCUGUAGUUUUUGAUGUUUCCAUUAUAUUACUUUAAAAAAAAAAAGCUUGAAUGAUACAAUUAAUGUAAAAAAAAAAAGAGAAGAGAAAGACGGCUUUUUUUUCAUUUUCUUAUAUGCAGCUUUUAUUUUGUGUUUCAAACUAAGAUAUAAUGACAACAGAAGACAGUGUAAGGCAUAAUAAAAUUAAACUUCUCUGAAAUACAAGUAUUCCUGGCCUCAGCCUGAUAAAUGCAUGAUUCUGUUUGACUGUGUGGGAAGCAAAGAU